AUGGACACCAAACGAUUCAUCCAGAUGGUUGAGGAGAAGAAAAAGAAGAUCAUGGAGAGAAAGGAAGCCCCUUUGAAAUGGGAGCAGAAGCUGGAAGCUGCUGCUGAAGCCAAAGAGAGAAAACUUAAGGUUACAAAGCAUAGAAAAAGGUCAGUUUCUGAUAGUGACAGUUAUUAUGACAGUGAUGAUGAGAGUAAUAGGACAAGUAAAAGAUCUCAUAGGAAGCACAGGAAGCAUUCUCACUAUGACUCUGGUGACCAUGAGAAAAGGAAAGAAAAAAGUUCGAAAAGGAAAACAAAGAAAUUGUCUUCAGAGUCUAGUGAUUUUAGUAAUGAUGACUCCGAGAGUAGCUUUGAGGAGGAGAGGAGAAGAAAGAAGAAGCAGAGCAAGAGGCUGAGAGAUCGAGGUUCAAGAUCAGAUUCAAGUGACUCUGACGAAGGUGAAAGUACGGUUCGGAAAAGAAAUCAUGGAAAGCAUAGCAAACGCCAUCGACGAUCAGAGUGUAGUGAAUCUGACUUGUCAAGUAAUAAAAGUGACGAUGCUCUACGAAAGAAAGGCCACAGCAGGCACCAUAAACAUCAUAAGCGAUCACAUAACGUGGAGCUGAGGUCGUCUGAUUCCGAUUAUAACAGUAAUGUUCAAAGAAGCAGAUCAAAGUCAUUAGAAGAAAAUUCUGAAGAUCAAAACAAAAGAUCAAUGCAUAAGAAGCCUAGUCGCCAUCAUCGUCAUCACCACCACCAUCACCACAAACACAGGUACCACUUGGAUGAUGAGAGAAAUCACAGGCGGCAGCACUCCCCGAAAUCUAAUGACAAGUAUGAUGAGCAAUUUGACAAAACGGAAACCGAGAAAAAGGAUGGUGAUCAUCAUGAAAGUAGAGCUAUGGAUGAGAAUAAUGAUGACCAAAUUGUUUGAUUAUUUGGAAUCUAUCCUGUUGUCUGUCGUUGUUCAUUACUGGAAUUGACAUUCAAAUUAAAGUUAGACAUUUCAUUGCCAUGUCGAAUGUAAUAUUUGAUAGUUAUUGAUUGUUGAAACUUUGCACUUGGUUAUUGUUGGCUGAUAAC
Molecule: messenger RNA, 1064 nt
Organism: Vigna umbellata (rice bean)
Lineage: Eukaryota; Viridiplantae; Streptophyta; Magnoliopsida; Fabales; Fabaceae
Source: RefSeq, a predicted model, not a curated record